Messenger RNA from Diachasmimorpha longicaudata, 6674 nucleotides. RefSeq lists its product as uncharacterized. Gene Ontology annotation, cellular component: extracellular region. Bases 1669 to 3222 code for a protein of 517 amino acids. The transcript is spliced from 10 exons. NCBI's taxonomy places the organism in Eukaryota, Metazoa, Arthropoda, Insecta, Hymenoptera, Braconidae. The record is from RefSeq and is a predicted model, not a curated record.
UCAGCACUGCUCACCACUCGCCUUCUUCAGUCUCCCACGUUUCUACUUGCUUCACUCGUUCUCCGGAUAUCGUCUGUGCGAGACAAGUUCCCUUUGGGGUCCCUUUAAACUGACACGUAAUCGAUUUUCACGAGUGAUAACUACGAAUACUUGAUUCGAAUAGGAGAUAAAUAAUCUGCGGUGGGUCGACUGCACGUUAAAGCGAAUUCAAUGGAUUUUCCGAAAACAUUUGGAGUAAACGAAUAAAUAAAUAUUUUCACAAGUGAUUUUGUCGUGAAAAAAGUGGUGAAAUUAGUGAAAUUGAAAUGGACUGAUUUAUUUAUUUGAAUAAUUGAACGCUCUUAUGCAGUUCUCGAGGGUCGAGGGUAUUUUCAAAUUAAAUUUGAAGGAAAACUGCUGGAACGGAGGCUUUUUGCUGGGGUAAUAAUCGUUUUUUUCUGAUGGAAUAGUGAUUUGAGGUUUUCCAAGAAAAGAAAUUUCGCCAUUACCAGCUAAAAGUUAUGAGGACAUUGGUAAUUUGUCGAUAGAUUGUUAAUGUUGUACUUGGUGGGCUGGAAAUAUUUUAAACUAGUACAUCAUUGAUUUUACGAGGUAGAGAUGAUAUAAUUCUUUCAAUGAAGAGAUAAUCUUCUUCUGCUCCAGAAUCUAUUCGGUGUAUCAGUUAUUGAUUGGCACCGAGGAGUGACCGAAAUUCACAAAAUUUAGUUGUUCUCAAGUGCAUAAAAAUCCUAACAAUAUCUUUAAUAACCUUAACCUAAUUAUUUCAUUUCCUUAACUCAGUUGUGUUUUUUAAUCCGUGAAAAACUCCGGGAACAUUAAAAAAAUCUCGUAAAAAGUGGUAAAAAUCUAAUUAGUUAAUCGAAUAAAUAAGUGAAUUUAUAUUUUCCAUUUUUUUCCUAGAGCAGAGACAAAAAUUUUCUGACAUUACCUCACAACUGAAUAUAUAACAAUACUCGACGGUAGAUUAUCGUGACACCUGUAAUCACCGACAAACGAUUGAAACUGUUGUUUACAUCAUCCAGAAGGUGUGAAUAGACAUUCCUGAAUGGAGAAAAAAAGAAUUCAAAAAGUUGGAAAACAUCUGCGCAAUAUUUUUAAUCGAUAAAUUACAAUUGGGGUCAAUAGCUGUCGUAAUAUUCCCGAAUAACUGAUGUGAAUUUCCAGCGCUUCUGGUGAUUGUAUUUGUUAUUUGCAAGGGGAGAGUGAUCACUAGUGAUUGUUCACAUACGGGAACGACCUCGAUCUUGAGAGCAGUUGCCAAUGGCUCGACACGACCGUGAGAUAUGCCGGUGUCGAGUGACCACGAGGCUUCCGUCUACCCUCAACCCUGGAAACGCAUACAAUCUAUCAAUUAUCAACGAUAACUGAUAAUUUCGGGUGGAUAAUUGCACGCAAGGACUUGGAAAAGUGAAAAUUGAAGACAAAAGUUUCUGCACAGUGAAAAUGAACUAAUCAUUAAUUUCAUGCGAAGCUGAGCCAACGAAACGAAACGGAGUUGAAAAUCAAUAAUUAAUUAAUUAAAAAAAAAAGAAGCUGUUGGAAGUGUUUUGUUAACUGUAUUCCCAAGUGCGGAAUAAACAAAAAAAGUGUGAAAGAUAAUAAGGUCGUGACAAUAGGGGGUGGUCAGUGGAAUCGAUAUUUCCCGAGCUCAACUGCAUCGUCAGUGCAAUGACCUCCAAACCAGCAAGGUCCUACUCUGUGAGAUCACCACGUGUCGGUGGACCACUUUCCCAGUCGCUGGCGAUGAUACCGCCGACAAUGCACGGUCACGAGUUCAAUCAACCGCUCUCGCGGGUCGUCAUGACCAGGAAAACUGAUCAGAGGACCUUCAGCAAAGGGCGAAAAGGUGGUGAACCGUUGCUGGAGACUGUUACACGAGAGACUGUUGAACUUUUUAAUGGCGGAAGGGCGGAGAGGAAGUACACAUCCGAGACAAGGGAUAUUGUUACACCAAAGUCGAGCAGUAUGCCAUCGCUGAACGUAAGUGGAACCAAAAAGAAGGUGGUUGCCUUUGUAGAUCAACUUGAUAUCGAAAGAUCACGUGCGGAUUCAGUGAGGUCCAAGUCACCUCUGAUAGCGUCCCCAGCGUCUCCAGGACCUCUAUCAAAUUCGUUACAUGGGAGUUUCCAUGGGAGUCUCGGAAGCGAUGGUAUGUCCUGCAGCAGUGCGAGGUCCUCAUCGGCUUCACCGGAUUCUGCACGUUACUCUUCGACGCAGAUAACAAAGACUGACACGUCUAAACCAUCUGUGCGCAGAUCUGGACCCGGCAAGGAAUUCAUUGAUCUUUGUCUAGAGACACAUAAUUUUUUUCGGGCGAGACAUGGAGUGCCACCACUCAGACUUAACAAACAGCUAUGCAAAACCAGCCAGGAUUGGGCAAACAUUCUGGCGACAAAAGGAAGACUGGAGCAUAGAGCAAACAUUGAGUAUGGAGAAAAUUUGUACUGUAUGUGGAGCUCAAACCCAAAGACUAUCGUCAAUGGCGAUGAACCUGUUAAUGAAUGGUAUGCAGAGGAAGCACAACAUCAGUAUAACAAAGAGCCGACAACGCUGAAGAGCGGUCAUUUUACGCAGGUCGUAUGGAGAGACAGUACCGAGCUAGGUGUAGGAAUGUCGCGUAAUCGUAAUGGCGAAGUUUACGUCGUAUGCAAUUACAAUCCAGCUGGCAACUUUCUCGGCAGUUUUAUGGAGAAUGUAUUACCACCUGGUGGAGGUUCACCGGGAAAAAGUAAUGGUCUAGCUUCCAGAGGUGCUCACUCAGCUGUCGAUGAAGCAUCGUGGCAGCAGGAGGCCUUGCUCGUUCAUAAUGAGUACAGGAGGAAACACCGAGUUCCUGAUCUCAGACUCAGCGGGGAACUGACUUCUGCUGCGAGGGCUUGGGCGAACACUUUACUUAACACAAAUAAAUUGGUCCCUCAGUCGAGCUCUCCUUUCGGUGAGAAUAUCUAUUCUGUGCAGUGCUCUGAUCCAAAACUCAUUGUUCCUGCACGUGAGGUUGUAUCCAAGUGGUACGCUGAACGAAAAGACCACAAAUAUGGCAUCGAACCAAAAGUAUUAAAUACCUGUCACUUCACGCAGAUCGUCUGGAAAUCCACCACCGAGGUGGGGAUAGCGAUGGCCAAAAAGGACGGAACUUGCGUUAUCGUGGCGUGUUAUCAUCCGAGAGGUAACAUUGUCGGUCAGUUUGCUGAGAACGUUCCGAAGCCCUCGCGUGUCGCAUGAUAAAUCCCCAACUCGUCGAUAACGUACCUAGGCCCUUGUAUUUACGCAGAAUCCCCCAAAAAUUUCUCGUAGGUGUAAAUAAAAAAAAACCACUACGUGAAAAUAAACAUUCCAUACCCAAAAUAAUGAGUAAAACUUGAAGACAAAUAAUUCUUUAUAUUUUUAUAAUUAAACAGAAAGUUUUUGUUGUUACGAAAAAAAUUCUUUGACUAGGAAUAAUUGAAAAGACAAAUCUUGUCUAUUUAAAAGAUAUUUUAGAGUGAAUAUCAACAGUAAUUGCUAUGACUGUUGUAUAUUUGUAGUGAAUUUACCUCACUUAUUGCGUUCUUAAAAAUGACAACAUAAGAUAUGGAGUUUCUCUUCUUAUUUUCGAUAAUUUUUCUUUUUAUAUUGCUUUAAAUACAGACGUUCGCAUUCAUUUUGAUAUUUUUUUCUGUUUUUGAUCGGCAAUGUAACUUUAAUCAAAAUAUAAUCACGAUUAUUUUCGACGCAUCCAAAAUUUAAACUCAAUUUAAUCUAUUAUUUGAGUGAAAAAUCAUUGUUACUUAAUUGUAUUCUAAAUUUCAUCCAGAAAAGAAUUGGUUAAAAGACUUCAUCAUCGUUGGGUGCAUUAGACAAUCUGUUUUUCUUCUUUUAUUAAGUAGUAUUUAUAUGUAUUGAUAUUUUUACAUAUCGGUGGUAUCAAAUCUGAUUGAAUUAUAUGGCGAAGGAAUAUUUUUUAUGAACAUGAAAUUUUCAAGAAAUAAAAGUCGUAUGAUUUUGUUCUAGAAUCCUUCACAGAUAUUCACAUAAUCCAUUAAAUUUAUUUUUUCGAGUUAUGAUUUCCGGCUCUUCACUAAUUGGUUUAAUUAAUAAAACAAUACCCAUUACAUCACCUCUUGUUUUCUCUCGAAAGUCGGUAGAAAAGAGGCUCCUAGUCUUAAUCUACAAAGCGUGUAUGCGCUGUACAUUUUUAUCCCAUUACUUUAUUUAAUUCUUAUUUUUUUAUGUCACCAGAAAAAUCGAAUUCCGAUUAAAAACAGUAGUAGAAAUGUCUAAGCUGAAUUGUAGAUGCAUUUUAUUUGAUUCCAAUGUCGAGAUCAGGUUUAGACCUAGUCAUUCAAGAAUACAUUGUAAGAUCUUCAAAUCAACUAAGAGAAUUGUAAAAAAAAAACAUUGUUAGAAAUAGAGUUGAUGAGGGGAGAAAUACGAAAAUAAUCGAGAAAUUCAUAACCGAUUAAUUACCAGCAUGUAAUGAACGUGCAUAUUGUGAUUUCAAUUUAACCAUUUGCAGGCAGCAAUUGAAAACGUAAAAUUAUUUAAAGAUAAUUAGUUAGGGAUGUGCAAGAGAGUCGCCCGUGGAGGCGAAUAACACUGAGAGAGAAGUACAUUUUGGACUCUUUACUACGACAAGAAUAGUGUACAAAAACACUUGUGAGAUUCAAUGAGAAUACUUGAACAUGAAUGUACCGAAAAUAAACCAUCUGAGGAUAUUGAAUUAUUUGGUACUUCCGUUCUCCUAAAUCCCACCAUUCAAGUCUGUUUCCUAUGGGUAAACUUUUGACAAUACAAGUGAGAGCUUGAUUUAUCAUUUUGGAAUCUUGCAUCAUAUUACGAUGAAUGAUUAAAAAUAAAUAAAAGUGUAUUAGACUUCAGAAAAAAAAAUUUUGCAUGAGAAAAAUUGGAAAAAAAAUGUUGUCUAUUUAAACAAUAUUUUAGAGUAAAUGUCAACAGUAUAUGCUAUAAUUAUAGUAUAUUUAUAAUAAAUUUAUCUCAUGCAUUGCGUUCACAGAAACGACAAUACACGAUAUGCAAUAGGUACAUUUUUCCUUAUUUUCAAUAAUUUUUCAUUUUAUAUUACAUUAAAUACAUCCGUUCACAUUUGGUUUUAUUUUUGGUUUCUGGUCGAGGAUUUAACUUUACUUAAAUGCUAAUUACAAUUAUAUUCGACGCCUCCAGGAAAAUUAAAUUCAAUGAAAAAUGAUUGUUACGUCAUGUUUUUUUAUAAUUAAAAAUUUAAUCAGGCAGAGCGUUAGACGAAAAAAUUGGUCAUCUUUGGGUGCAGUAGUCGAUAAUCUUUCCCCUUUCCUUGUGGUAAUAAGUAGUUACAUUUUUUCAAAUAUUUGUAGGCUACCAGUGAUCGAAAUUGAUUGAAUUGUCCGGUAAAGUUAUAAGAAAGGGAAAAUAACGCGAGAAAAUUAUAUUUUUUUAAUUGUGUGUGCAUUUUAUAAGUACCAGAUCUAAGACGAAAACAUUUGCAAUCACGUUUUUAAGGAAAACCUAAUUUUUCUGGAAAAAAAAAAAGCUUUUGAAUUUUUUUUCGUGAUGGAUCUCUUGUAGAUAUUUACUAAAUGUGGAGAAUAUAAUUUUUUGAGUCAUUUUCCGUCAUCUUUUCACUCAACGAUUCGGCAUUAAUCAAUUCGCAACCACCACUUUACUCUCGUAGCCGAGGCUUUUACUCUUAAUCUACAAAGCAUGUAUGCGUUGACACUUUUUACUCCAUUUUGUUUAUUUCGUUUCUGUUGUUUCCCAUUAAAGAAAUUAUUCGAUUCGGACUAAAAAACAUUCGUAAAAUUAUCGAUGCCGAAUUCUCCAUAUAUUCUAUUUCGUUCUAGUGUUGGAGAUUUAAAUCUAGUUAUUGCGGGGUAUUUUGCAAGAAUUUCCAAUAAACUAAUAGCAUUAAGUGGUUAAUCGCUAAAACGGUUCAAGUCGACUGAAUUCUCAGUUGAGUUUUUGAGAAAUAUCUCAAGCAAAGCAAAUCUCAAGCGAAUCUGAGGCAAAUAGCUAGAAUUCUGAUAAAAGCUUUUUGUUGCUCAUAAAUCGCACAAAAAAAAGGUUUUAGAUAAUCAUCAAAUUGACUUGAGCCGUUUUAUCUCUUGGCUAUUGCAUUAUAAAAAAUUGUUCAGAAACUGACGUCGAGCCGGAAAAUGGGGAAAAUACUUGGUAAUUCAUAACUAGUAAGUUACAAACAUAUGUUGUAUGUGCACAUUGUGACUGAAUUCGAGCAUAUGAAAGCAGCAGUCGAAGGCUUGAAAGAAUUGAAAUAAGGAAUUAACAGUUUGCCACGGGGAUCUUCCUGGAAAAAAUGAAUGUGAGAGAGAAAUAUAUUUUGGAGACUUUACAAUAGCAAGAACGAUUUGAAAAAAAUAUUUGUGUGGGAUUUUAUGAAAAUAAUUGGAUAUAAUUGUAGUGAAAAUAUACCAUUUUAGGGUAUCCAAAUGGUGUACCCCUAGAUUUGAUCCUUCAAGUUCGAUCUAGGUGAUGAGAUAUUCUGGAAUGAUCUCAAUAUUUAUUUAGCUGCCUAAUAGUUAAAAAAGUGGUGCCAUAAAAUUGCUUUGAAAUCAAUAUUUAGGGAAGGUAAGUGCAUUAAGGGGUUAUUCUCAUGUGAGCACUUCAAAAAAUCGAUUUUUUUUUUUAUAUAUUUUGACAGUAUAACCUAUUGAAAACAUGCUGUGAAAAAUUCAGACCGAAAU